AUGUAUCCUCCAUUAUCAUCUGGCAGACAAACCCUAUCGGCAGAUGCUCUAAAUUCAAUAGAUGAUAACUCACCCACAACCAAUUUUUGGUCGAACUCAGAUCAAAAGAAAUCAACGGACACAAACAAAGAAAUGCCCGAAUUCAUACAAAAAGAAAUGGAUAAACGGUUAGGAAAUAGGGGUAAAGAUAUGAAUAUGACACCUAGGGGAAGGCCUAGUUCAUGGGACGACAAGCCCAAUGGUCCGAAAAUAGUGAGAAUUAAAAGUUCAAAGUCGGAUGACAGUUCGGGAAGUAGAAAUAAAGAACCAACAAAACAAAAUAGUUUACAGUCUGAAUUGGGUGAAUCUUCACAAGAAAGGAGAUUUUCGAUGGCCAAAGCGAAAGAAAUGGACAAAGAUGGCGUUUUUGGAAGCGCUAUCACUUUGACAGAUGAGGAAGACUUGUAAUUAUAUUAUUAAUGGAGCUUGGUUUCGUUUAAAAAAAGCAUUACCAUCAUAAACUAAAAUCUGUCCAGCGAGAGGAUACAUGACAGUGACAUUUGUUUCUGUCAUUUAGUUAUUACAGGUAAAUUUUAUUAUCUGUAAUUUUUUGGAUGACGUUUGUCGAAAUCUUCCCCGACUCGUUGGACGGACUUUAGUAUCAUCUAUUUAAAUAUCAUCAAUUUACCAUAUUUGUUUAAAACAUAGAUAAAAAGAAACCUUCUUCCUUAAGUCAUGGAUUCAUUGCUGUAAUUAGGUUUAGAUAAUUUUAAUAAAUAAAAACAUAAAAAUUACAUCAUUUAUAAUUACUGUCAGUUUAUUGCAAACUUAUACAGCAAUCAAUGCAAUAUAAAAUACCGUACUAUCAAAACGUUUUAAAAAAUUCUAAAUUCAAAUGUAAUUUCUCAAAAUAAAUUACUUACCUGUCAUCAUAUACGAAUGAAGUACGAUAGAAUAAAACAACUGCGUCAGAACUGGCUUGGAAAUGAAGAUCGCUGUCAUUUUAUACGUAAAAGUGUGAAUGUAAUUUUUAAGCCAUCUAGAAGGCGUUUUUUCGAUGUUUCGAUAUAUGAUCAUAAAACACAUUGAUCACACACGGUCUGCCAUAAGUUCAAAAUGUUUAUGUUCAACUGACUUGGACAUUGACAGUGAAAUGAUAUUAGAUUCGGUGUCAUUUUAUAUGUAAAAUUAUAUGGGAAUGGCAUCGAUCGUCAUUUCCAAGCCAACUGGACGCCGUUUUUUGUUCGAUUUUCCGCGAGUAAUACUUAUCUGUCAUAACAUAUGUCUGUCAAUAAAAGACUAUACUUUAUUUUCAAGCUUUUUGGCCACACUGUACAUUUCAAUAAAAAUAAAA
This is a messenger RNA of Sitophilus oryzae (rice weevil), 1333 nucleotides long. RefSeq lists its product as uncharacterized. The record is from RefSeq and is a predicted model, not a curated record. The transcript has 5 exons. NCBI's taxonomy places the organism in Eukaryota, Metazoa, Arthropoda, Insecta, Coleoptera, Curculionidae. The coding region runs from base 1 to 447 and encodes 148 amino acids.